Triplophysa rosa is the source of this 1723-nucleotide messenger RNA. It is a transcript of the gene bsx, whose product is annotated as brain-specific homeobox. The transcript is spliced from 3 exons. Lineage: Eukaryota; Metazoa; Chordata; Actinopteri; Cypriniformes; Nemacheilidae. Gene Ontology annotation, biological process: regulation of DNA-templated transcription. Bases 346 to 1032 code for a protein of 228 amino acids. The record is from RefSeq and is a predicted model, not a curated record. Gene Ontology annotation, molecular function: DNA-binding transcription factor activity, RNA polymerase II-specific; DNA binding.
ACUAUUGUAAAGACAGGACUCUUGUCGCGAGGCUUUUUCAGCACCACGGGGAGCGACCGCGCCGCCUGCAUAAUUAAUCCAUAAAGAACUAAUACAAUCCUCCGCCCAGCCGUCGCGCUAUUGGCUGCCUGCUAAUCUACUUCCUGAUUUGUUGCUGUCAGUCUCUCCCCAAAUAAAUAGUAAUGUACCUGUAACAGCGUGUACAGGUUGCUAAAGAGAUUACGUUUCUGCUUUAAAGGUCCUGAAGACUGGGACAAACUGAGCAAUUUUGAUUUGCGGCACCGACAGUAUCAAACGCCUCGCGGACUAAACGCUUUGCCUGUGGUUUUGAAGAAAAGUUUUGAAAUGAAUCUGAACUACACAUCUCCGAUCCCCCAGAUGCCGUCUCAAAGGUCAACGUCGUUCUUCAUUGAAGACAUUUUACUACAUAAACCUAAACCUUUGCGAGAUGUGUUUUCGUCGCCGUUUUCAAACUCUCUGGCGUCCCGGAUGCCUCUUUUAGAAUAUGGAUAUCCUCUCAUGCCUACACCAAUACUGGCUCCUCAUCCGCAUCAUCCGCUACACAAACCUGAACACCAUCCUUACUUUUUCACUUCUGGAAUGCAGAUGCCUGCGUUAUUUCACCACCACCCAGAAUUACCAGGGAAACAUUGCAGACGCAGAAAGGCAAGAACAGUGUUCUCAGACUCACAGUUAUCCGGACUCGAGAAACGAUUUGAGGUCCAGAGGUAUCUCUCCACACCUGAGCGCGUGGAACUGGCUACGGCGCUCAGUCUUUCGGAAACACAGGUAAAGACGUGGUUUCAAAACCGGAGGAUGAAGCAUAAAAAACAGCUGAGGAAAACACAAGACGAGCAGAAAAAUCCAAACGACGUAGACCGAUCGCUGGACACCGCGAGCGACAGUGAAAUGCACGAGAAAAGUACAGAAGACGGUAAAAACGGCAUGAGUCCGGACAGAUACACGCUGGAUGAAAAUGAAGAUGAUGUCGAUAUUGAGGAUGACAUUUGCUCUCCUGAACAUUUACUCUAGUAUUGUUAAAUCUCAUUUAAUGAAAAGUGUACAAAUUAAUUACAAUCUUUUAGAUAGGAAAUUACAUACAAUUUUUUAUUAUUAAUUUGAAAAUAACAUAAAUUGAAUUGUUCAAGCGCUUAUGAAAUCUGGACACAGCUUAAAACAAUGAAGCAUGUGUAUUUAUUAUUAUUAUUAUUAUUAUUAUUAUUAUUAUUAUUAUUAUUACUAUUAUUAUUCACAACAACAGUCUGGCUUUGUGACCGAAUCCUCUGACCAUAUUUGUAAAUGUGAAACGAAUGGUACGUAAUGUACUGAUAAUAUGUAAAUGGAGUUAUGAUAAUACUUGUUAAAUAAUCAUUCAAAAGAUGUAACAAUUUCCAUUCCAAUUUUAGUGUCACAUUUUUAGCACUUUCGCAGGACGAUGAUAUUGGCAUGUUGACUUACAUAUUUAUCAAACCUAAAAACUGUGAUUUGUCAUUUGAAAAUCAAAUAAUGUAUAUAAACUAUGUACAUUGAGUAAAAUAUCUAAGACGAUUCUUAAAUUAAUCAGCUGUGCCUUGUUUUAUUUUAUUUAUGUUUUAGGUCUACAGGUUUUAGUGCUUUGAAUGUUCAAGGAGUUCUGCCUAGCACAUUUCUGGUUAUCACAAUUUAGUUAUUCAUUUUUAUGCUUAUUCUAAAAUAACUUUAAUUAAAAUAAUAAUAAUUUCGU